CUUACUUUCUGUCUUGCAUGAUAAAUAAACUUAUUAGGAAAGUUUUUCAUCAGCAAAUAACUUAGUUUAAGAAAACAUGUCUUAGAAGCCAGAAGUUUCUUUAAAAACAAGAACUCUUGGCAGAUUUCUUUAAAGAAAUGUGGUCAAAUUGUAGCAAUUUUUAAUUUAUUUCUAGUGUUGAAUCUUAAAAAGCCACUUAUCAAAGGCUCCCAGCCUCCAUCUUUUAGGAAACAUGAGAUCUUCUUCUUCUCAGAGAAAACGGCUUGGUGUUGAACAGGAACACAUGCUGGCUGACAAAGAAACUAUCAAAGGUUAUUUCUCAGGGAUAUUUGCUUUCCACAAAUCUACGUCAGGAUUCUUUUAAAACUCUGCUUCAUUGAGUCGGACUCCAGCAUGUUAUGUGCAACAAGAGGCUUUAAAAGAUUAAGAGUGACUGCUUUACUGCUCCCUCUCCCUGCUUUUUGCUCUUAAUCCAGACUAAUGGUCACUGCAGGCUGACAGCAUCUUUCAACAGCCUUCUCAUCCGGAGAUGACAUCAAUCCAAUCUGCUGUGCAGGACGACAGCGGAUGAAGUCCUACUGUAACUGAACCUGCUCUGCUGACAGAUCCUGACCGUCUCCAUGAUGAGUGACAUCACACUGUUGGGGUUUUUGUGGCGCUCUGCUGGGGCUUUUUCCUUCCCCAUGCAGCCACAGAGGGAGGAACCCACCAGUGAAGCAGCAGCUGAGACACAAAGCACCUAGGAGGCACCUCUGAGUUCGUCAGACGUGAGGAAUCUGAUCCAGACAGCCAUAAAUUUGAAUUUAAAUGAGAAGUCCCAAAACAGGAGCGGCCUCUGUUUAAUUGGAACAAAUGGAAGUUGGAUGUCUGUCAGAAGUGAAGAGGAAGACCUCAGGGACCCGACGGGACGCUACUUGUUGACAGUUGAUAGGCUGCUGCUGUUUGCAGCCGGGCAGCUGAUAGUUCCUGUCAGCUGGAGCUGAAAAUGCCCCCUUCCCUUCAUCCAUGGCUGUUGCCUCCACACCCUUAAACCCCCUCUGGGGUCCUGAGCGAGGGGCUAAGCCGGGUAACAGAGUAAUCAGAUGAGAACAGAGGCAGGAGGAGUCACGUGGGAGGGGGGCACGUUUGCUGAAGGGGAUUAAUAAUCUGGCAUCUUGAUUGAACUUCAGCUGCUCUCCUUUGCAAAUUGGAGGUGGGGUUGGGGGGUGGGGGGUUGUUCAAUGAUCCAAAAGACAAAAAGACAGAUUUGCAAAGACGAAGAGAGCCGAGAAGAGGCAGAGAUGGGAGCGGAGAGAGGGAGUGUGAGGAAGAGAGAGCGAGGAUAGGAGGCGCAGCGCAAUGCAGUGGGGAGGGGGGAGAGAGGGAUGUAGAGGCGGGAAGCCCCCACCGCUAGCACACCAGACAACGCAGGCAGGCACCGAGGGAAGACGGCGGCAGAGGGGGCCCCUGGCAUCUCCAGACGCUCUCCGGUGAUGGGAUGAGGGGCUCAGGAGCACCACGACGGGGGGACGAGAGGGAGGAGCAGGGAGGCGACCCAUCCAGAGACAGGCAUCGGAAACAAGCAGAUCUGAGCCGAGGAGGAGAAAAAACGGAAAAAAGUUUGGGAGAAGGAGAAGAUGAAAAGAGGCUGAACGUCAAAGUGGAGGUGAUGGCAGCGGUGGGAGGAGCUUCAUGGAGGAGGAAGGUACCUUAACCUCAAGUUCUGCUCCUCUUCUUCAUCCUCUGAGGCUGCGAGACAUCAUCCAUCACCAUGUUCUCCGACGGCGGGGAGCAGAAAGGCUUCAAGUCCCCCCACUUCAUCCCAUGGUUGCGCAAUAGUCUGAAGGGUCAUCACAGCAGCGGCGACCUGGGGCUCAACGGCCCGUUCCGGUCAGGUUCAGAAGCCAGGAACCACGUGACGCCGCUAGAGAAAGCCAAAGGCAUCAGCUUCUUCUCCAUCCCGGGAAAAGGUCGGCCACAGAAGGGCGAGCUCCGGUGUAACGGCAUGGGGGUGCUGCGGGGGCACCACGUUCACCCAGGCAAGCAGACGGAGGACAACCCCAGGAAGCAGAGCCAGACCAAAGAGCGGGACCCCAAAGCUGCACCGAGCCCAGGUGGUGGGCCGCCAGGCCUGCAGGACGCCGCUCGGGACAGACGGCGGGCUGUGAGGAAGCACAGCAGCCAGCUGAGCCCGCAACAGCGUGAAGGCGCUUCCGCCUGGAAGUAUGGGCCUCUAGUGGGACCUCCUCUAGUGGGGCCUCCUCUAACGGGACCUCCUCUAGUGGGACCUCCUCUAGUGGGACCUCCUCUAGUGGGACCUCCUCUAGUGGGACCUCCUCUAGUGGGACCUCCUCUAGUGGGGCCUCCUCUAACGGGACCUCCUCUAGUGGGACCUCCUCUAGUGGGACCUCCUCUAGUGGGACCUCCUCUAGUGGGACCUCCUCUAACGGGACCUCCUCCUACUCCUGUUGCGGAGGAGUCCAUCUGCAGCAUGCCUGUUGCUCUGUGCAUGGAUGAGCGGACAGGACAGCUGCUGGACCGCAGCAGGCGCGCCACAUUCCGUCACAGAGACCCGCUCUCAUCCAUCUGGCUGAACUCAGACACUCAGGGACACACAGAGCGGCAGCAGGACUUCAGCUCCACCUGCAGCUCCAUCCACAAACACAGCCGGAACCAGGACCGUCUGGACCUCAAAGAGCCACCUGUGGAAGGUUUCAGGGAACCCCCCAACGGCCUCGUCUUCCCCGCUGAGUUUCCCAGCAGAACCUCUGGAUGCACAGCGACUCUAAGAGGCCCACGGAAAGCCAGAGCGGACCCACAAGCAGUAGCAAGCACGGAUCAGAACCGGACGUGGGCACGGCACAGACCCAACACUGAGGCGGUGUCGGAGAGGAGGGAAGCCGGCUGCAGAGGGAAGGUGGUGAGAAACCAGAUCCAACGAGUGGUGGACAACCUGGAGAAGGUUCUGACGGCUCUGAGGGACGUUCAGGACGAGAUGAAAGAGGUGGUGCAACAGAUCGACUCUCUGACCUCCUCCAUUGAUCUGAAUGAAGAGGAGCAGCAGGAUUGUGGAGGAGACCAAAAGCCUCCCAGCGACAGCAGCUCCGGUUCCAGCUCCACCCAUCCGAGGUCUGCUGAUGCUGGAAAGCAGCGAGGAGCGGCAGGCUGGAGUGGCGCCGUCAGGAGAGAACAUCCCAGCAGGAGCCAGUCUCCAAAGAACCUGCAGACGGGCCGGACGGCCGCUGGGUUUCUGUCGGAGAGCAGCCGGACUCUUCACUUGGCCUCCGGUCCGCUGUUUUCUCCCAAAAAAGCUGGAUUGAAGAACUUCUCCACAUUAGGUUCUUCAAACCAGCUUCCAAACCUGAACUCCAGCGAUCAUACUCUGUCUCCCCAGAGGAGCCUUCCCGGUCGGCCUCCGACUCCCGGUCUUUCUCCUAUAACAGUCAGCCUCCAUCGUCCCCCCAGCCCUGCCUCCCAGCCUCAUUCGCCUGGGGCGUCCUCCUCCAUCAGGACCAGCCGCGCAUCCCCUCCCUCUCGGCUGUCUCCACAGCCCUGUCCGCCCCCUGCCCUCAGUCCUUCUGUCAUCAUAGAGACCAAAGGGGGGCCUUAUCAGACCUCACAAAGCGGCCUCCCAUCUGCCGCUGCCCUCACUCCAUCACCGACCCACCCUCAGUCCGCCAGCUGCCCACCCACAGACUCCGACAUCCAACCUGUGCCGCUCGAUGAGCAACGAGCGUCCUCGGCGGGCCCUUCUCAUCUGUGCCCGGCCGCAGGGAAACCACCCACGGCACAAGGUCGUGGAGGUCGUAAGCCUCCGCCGUACCCCCACAACAGGCUCACAAAGAAAGGGAAGGAGCCCCGCAGCGCCCCCCCUUACCCUGAGAAACGAAGGCUGCUCUCGACCACGGUGUGAGACAAAGGAGCCGAGGGAGGAGGCUGACCGGAAAGAGCCGUGUUGACAGCACCAGCCGCAUGUCUGCAGGAGGAGAUUUAAGGCUCACCACGUCGAGCUGAGAACACGUUUCCACGGUGACAGGAUGCAAAUGCAACUCAUGGCCGCGCAGCCACAGCAGGAGGAGGAGGAGGAGGAGGAGGAAGAGGAGGAGGAGCUUGCACACGGGACACGAGGAAGCCGCGUGUUUCACGGAGCAAACCGUGACUCAGCGGGAGUCCAGGCAUCCGCCUUCAUCCCCUUCUGCCGCGUUUCCACCAUGACGGCGCCAGAAACGCACAGAAAUGAUCCCAACAGGUUUCAUGGAGGGUGGAGGCACUAGAGCGGGGGUCUGCGACCUUUGACCCCUCAGGGGGGUAAAAUAUCCAAUCAUAAUCCUUCUGUCUCACCGCAGUGGUGGGGGGCAGACUCAGAAACUCACGAACAUUUGCACCCACCGAGCACCCGUUAAAAAGGAAUUUUGGGCAUAAUGAAUGACCCCCCCCCCAAAUAAAAAAUGAUGACAUCACAGCGGGAGAAACCUUUAAAAGAAUGAAUGGGGCAAAAAAAAGUCUAAAUCUUCCAACAAAACCAAACACAUGGGGGGGUCGGGACACCCCUGGGAAUUUUUUGAAAUUAUUAUGGGAUGGCCACAGGACCUAUGGCAUGUCACAGCAAAGUGUGAAAUAUUAUUUGCACAAAUGUUCUAGCAAUCUUCCUGAAAUUUCACUUACAUGCCACUAGCUCUACGGAGCCCCCCCGGUGCCAGUGGUUGAAACAAAAAGCCACUGACACCUGGGGGGCUCCGUAAGCUUCAGUAUGCAGCUAUUAUACUCCACUUAACGCUGACCUUUGACCUCGAGAAGAGCCAGCCAUCUCCAUUCGCCCCACCCCCAAGGAAAGAAAUAACCUUUGGGACCUUCUACAGAUGUCAAAUCAGGGGGACUUUAACCUCCGAACUCCUCAAGUGUCAUCGGGAAGGAAAAAAAGCGUUUGUAGAUUUUGAACGGCGUUGGUGUGAUGAGCUCACAAAAAUGGCCUUUGCUCCUGAAAUCCUGAAAAUUCAUAACAUAAAUCUUUGGCUCAAGCUGAACGAAGCGAAAAAACAUAAGAUAUGACUAUAAUAGGAAAGUGGGCGUGGUUAACAAAGAGCCUCUGUUGCCAAGGGAAUCCAAAAAUGUACUUUUGCAGAUUCUUCUAAAAAUGACAGAUUCCUGUUUGUCAGCCUCAGGCCGACAAUAAAGAAAGUGGUUGCUAUGGCGAUAAGGCCAACAGAACAGCUGGACUGACUCUGCCAUACCGCUGUUGUUCUCCUGACAGUUCGGUUCUCUGAUCAAACAGAUGCAAAGCGGUUUGUGUUUUUCUGGUAAACGCGCCCCCAGGGGCUUCACUGUUGACGGUUGCAGCCCCCCCCCCGCCUCAGAGGACGUGUAGUAAAGGUACAGCAGGCCGAGUAGUUCAGACGAAGGCAGAGGAUGAGGAGGAGCUAUAUCUGAAGAACACAAACACACAGAUUGUGUGUUUGCUCCUGCAGUCUAACAUAACUGGGACAAUUGAGACAAUCAGCAAAAACUGUUAGGAAAGAGUUUUGAUUGAAUGAGAAAAACUGAGUUUAAAAGGAGAAAUUCUAAAAGGAUUUUCCAUCCGUUGGUGAAGCCGAAGCCUCCGUAGGUGAGCACAGGUGUGUUCACUUCAUGAGUCCAUUUUUAGUGAAGCUGCAGGUCUGAAUGCUGCUGGACUUCAGACAGUGUGAAUAAAGCUUGAUUAAAAAAAGGGAUUCUUUUAGGAUUUGAAAUUUGGUAGUAGUAUCAUGGUUUGGCUCUUUUGUUUUUAAAAGGACAGAAGUGAUUUUCUGGUUUCCAGACUGAAAGUCGCAGCAAAACCAUCCAGUCGCCAACCCUGAACGCUAACCUGAACCUAACGCUAAUCUAAGGGGGGUAAAGUUAUCCGACAAAAAAAACACGAAGAAAGUUCCGACAAUCGUAAAAAACAAUCCAGACGAUUGUUUGUGGAAACGCUCAAACAUUCCUGGGGGGGUUAUCCCUGCAGAACCGAUCAGCAGUUAUUGGUCUGUGCUGCAGAAACAGUGACGUGUAGAGGCUAGAAAUACAUCUGAAUACAAUCAAUCAAAAAUGGAAAAUAAAAGACUGUUGUUUGG
This is a messenger RNA of Oryzias latipes (Japanese medaka), 6068 nucleotides long. RefSeq lists its product as uncharacterized. NCBI's taxonomy places the organism in Eukaryota, Metazoa, Chordata, Actinopteri, Beloniformes, Adrianichthyidae. The record is from RefSeq and is a predicted model, not a curated record. Gene Ontology annotation, biological process: positive regulation of cell size; positive regulation of translation.